Molecule: messenger RNA, 1174 nt
Organism: Paramecium octaurelia
Lineage: Eukaryota; Ciliophora; Oligohymenophorea; Peniculida; Parameciidae
Source: the annotation of a GenBank genome assembly
AUGAGUUAAUCAUCUAAAUUGUCACUUUCUACUCUCAAGGGUUAACAGCCAUUGUUCCCUACUAUUUCAUAUAAAACUUCUGAGUCUCCUUCAAAAGAUUUGGUUCCCCUCACUAAUUAUAUGUUAAUUGAAUAAAAGUAGGAUAAAAUAAAUGCUAAUCGAAUGAAAAGUGGUAAUUAGCUGAAAAAUGAGAGAGUAGGAACUAUCUCUAAAUAUCUUCGUUAAUUAGCACUCAUGAAGAAAGGUUUUAACCAAGAUAUAUCUAAAAUAUAAGACAAGGAUAAAAUAACUGAUUCCAAGGAUACAAUUUUAAAUUCUGAGGAAUCUACUUCGUCUUUUCAUCACUUAAAGAAAAUCGAUGAUAAAUUCCGCAAAUAAAGUAUUUAAGUUAUCAUAUAAAUAAUUAGUGUUUUAAAGGAUUAGUAAAUCAUGUAAAGAUCUUACUGUUUAAGGUAAUUUUGACAGCUAAAUGCAAAAUCAUAGCAUUGUUGAAUUAGACUAAGAGCAAGAAAUUUGCGAAGGCAAUAUUUCUCCUUAUAUUAAGAAUUAAAUAAAUAUCUCACCAAAUUUAUAUAAUAAUUUCAUACAUAAUAAAAUUUAAAAGUUAUCACCAUAAAAGUAAUAAAAUGUAUUUAAUUACUAUAAAUUUAGGUUGUGUUGGACUUUAGUCAAUAAAAUAAAGAUUUUCGAGAAAAGAAUUCCCAAAUUAUAUAAAUGAUUAGGAAUGUUCAGCAACAUAUAUCAAAACAAAGGGAGGAGGAAAGACAAAAUUUGGAAAAAGAUUAUAAAAUUUAAAAAGUUCAAAGACAAAAAGAAAGAAAAGAAGGAUUGCACAAUGCAUAAGUAGGUUUGAAGGAUCGAAGAUUAAAAUUAUUGUUAAAUGCUCUUAAAGGAUCUUAGAGUAAGUAGAAUUAAGAUCCUUUAGUAUUAAAUAUUAAAAAAAAAUAAGAUAUUAAAGGGAACUAAUCAACAAUUAUAAGUAGAAAGAGUUCCUUUUAAUAUUAUAACUUAAAUUGUAUUACUGACAAAUAAAAUGAUGAAAAAAUGAUGAGAAAAUUUUCUUAGGUAUCUGAUAUUUGUAGUUCUGAAACCUCAUUAGGCUCAAAUUGUUAUAUAUGUAAUAAAUUUAAAAUAUUCUGUAGAAUUUCCCAGAAAACUUUCCAAAGGCACUUGA